Messenger RNA from Aspergillus nomiae NRRL 13137, 1560 nucleotides. RefSeq names its product putative MFS transporter. Gene Ontology annotation, molecular function: transmembrane transporter activity. The transcript is spliced from 6 exons. The record is from RefSeq and is a predicted model, not a curated record. Lineage: Eukaryota; Fungi; Ascomycota; Eurotiomycetes; Eurotiales; Aspergillaceae. The coding region runs from base 1 to 1560 and encodes 519 amino acids. Gene Ontology annotation, biological process: transmembrane transport.
AUGACUGCGUCAAUGGAGAUGCAGCCUCGCCAAAAUGACGACGUCCCAGAUGCUUCUCAGCCGGGAAAAGUGGACGUGGACUUUGUAGAGAGCACGGCGGGAGCCAUCCCUUCCAGUUAUUCCGAUAUCGUGGAAUCUCGCAUUUCAAAGGCACACAGAGACUACCUGAUGGAGCGGCACGGCACACUAGAACUUGAUCCCAUCCCUAGCAUGGAUCCAGCGGACCCGUACAACUGGCCGUCCUGGAAGAAGCUGGCGAAUCUGGUUUUGGUAGCUAUUCACGCAUGUAUGGGUACCUUUGCCGCUGCUGGUAUCAUUCCUGCCUAUGCAACGAUCGCGAAGGAGUACAACAUUACGAUCCAAAAAGCGAGUUACCUGACAUCGCUCCAGAUCGCCAUCUUGGGCGGGGCCCCAUUGUUCUGGAAGCCCAUGUCUAAUCGCUAUGGACGUCGUCCGAUCUUCCUUAUCUCCCUGAUGUGCAGCCUAGUAUGUAAUGUGGGGUGUGCGAAAAGCACGGACUAUGCAUCAACUGCCGCCUGUAGAGCUUUGCAAGCAUUUUUCAUCUCUCCAGCAUCUGCCAUCGGAAGUGCUGUUGUGAUGGAGACCUAUUUCAAGAAAGACCGUGCCAGGUACAUGGGUGUGUGGACCCUGUUGGUCACCUUGGGAAUUCCCCUGGGUCCAUUUAUUUUUGGGUUCGUCGCAUAUCGGGCAGGCUACGUAUGGAUUUACUGGGUUCUGGCAAUAGUCAACGGCGUCCAGUUCAUCUUGUAUCUCUUUCUGGGACCAGAAACUCGGUAUGUUGGCAGCAAUGUCAACCCAAAUCAGCCUGCGUGGAAGAGAGAGUAUCUUUCACUCCGUCGGAUCGACCCGACUCCUUUCUCGUGGUGGGAGUUCGUUAAGCCUCUUUCCAUGGUUAUGUAUCCCUCUGUUAUGAUCCCAGCCGCGGCGUACGCAAUGGUCUUCUUAUUGAGCAACGUGUUGGCCACCGUUGAAGUGCCAGAAUUGCUCCAGGAAAAGUUCGAGCUGAACACCGAGCAACUCGGUUUGCAGUUCCUGGGUCCCAUUAUCGGCUCCGUCAUUGGCGAGCAAUUAGGAGGCACCCUGUCGGACGUCUGGAUGAACACACGAGCAAAGAAGAUCCAGCGGAAGCCCGAGCCUGAGCACCGUCUAUGGCUCAGCUACAUCGGCUAUAUCUGUUCCAUUGUGGGUCUGAUCGUCUUCCUGGUGUGCACUCAGGAAUCUGCGACAGGCCACUGGAACGUAGCACCUAUCAUCGGUAUCGCCAUUGGAGCCGGCGGUAACCAGAUUGUAACCACCGUCCUUGUCACGUACGCCGUAGACUGCUAUCCCACCGAAGCUGCCAGUGUCGGGGUGUGUAUCACGUUCGUUCGACAGAUAUGGGGUUUCUUGGGGCCGUUUUGGUUUCCGCCUAUGUUUGAAACAGUCGGUGUGGCAGCGAGUGCAGGUGUUGGGUGCGCUCUCAUCGUGGGUGUCAGUGUUAUUCCGACUCUAUUCCUUCACUUCAUGGGUCGGAAAUGGCGUCCGGACAUCCACACAUGA